Molecule: messenger RNA, 873 nt
Organism: Leishmania major strain Friedlin
Lineage: Eukaryota; Euglenozoa; Kinetoplastea; Trypanosomatida; Trypanosomatidae
Exons: 1
Coding region: 1-873 (290 amino acids)
Source: RefSeq, a predicted model, not a curated record
AUGAGCCGUCGCUCGCACUCCAAGCCCGCCGAGGCUGCGGCCGGCGUGCCUCCCACAAAAACCAUUGCCCAGCUGCGGAUGGAAGUCGAUCUGCUUGAGAACGCUAUCAAAGAUCGCAAACUCUUGUUCCUGGACCUGUGUGAGCAGAGGAGUGCGUCGGCGGCCGCGGACGAAGACGCUACUCGGGUGACGCCCCCCGAAGAUCCUCUGGAGGAGGCGCGCCGGCUCGCCAGCCGCAACGCGCUCCUGCGCGAUGAGCUCAAGGUUUUGGGCGCAAUAGAGAGGCAGUACGCGAAUGACCCGCGCGUGCGUGAUAAGCGCAAUGAAGUGCGACUGGUGCAGAUGCAGAUUGCACAGGUAGAGCGCGAGGUCGAUACGCUGCAGAUGGUGAAGAAGUGGCGCGACGAGGGUCUGCGCGCGAUCGGGCGCACAGAGGAGCAGACUCGACGCAUGCGCGGGCAGCAGAACGAGAUGAACUCGCACUUGAGGGAGGAGGUGCGGCAGCGAAUGGAGGAGCUGCGGGAGCUAGAAAAGACGGACAUGGAGGUGCAUACGCGGUUCGUGAGGCUGCAAGAUCAGGUGAAGCUGUCCGUGACAGACGCCGAUGUGCAACAGCUUCGACAAACACUAGAGGCGCAGAACGCGGAGAUCGAAAAUCUUUCCAGCAAGGAGGCGACGUGGCGGAAGCAACGCGCAUCGGUGCGCGAAGAGGACUACCGCGUAGUUGCGAAGCACAGCGGCGAAUGCGCGAAGCUCGCCGAGGAAGAAGAGCGCCUCCAAGAGCUGCUACGCCAAAAAGAAUCAGAGCUGAAGCGAAGCUACUAUCUGUUGAAGCGCUAUGGAACUGCACCCCGUGCACCGAUGAGCGACUGA